GGCCGGGCGGAACUUUCCAGAACGCUCGGUGGGUGGUAGAGGAGCAGCGUCUGGCCGAGCUGCGCUGUGCUACGCUCCUCUUUCCGCUCUCCGGCGCCGGCCCGCUCACCGGCUGUAAAAAAUGGUGAAAGAAACUACUUACUAUGAUGUUCUGGGGGUCAAACCCAAUGCCACCCAGGAAGAAUUGAAAAAGGCAUAUAGAAAAUUGGCCUUGAAGUACCACCCUGAUAAAAAUCCAAAUGAAGGAGAAAAGUUUAAACAGAUUUCUCAAGCUUAUGAAGUUCUUGCUGAUUCCAAGAAAAGGGAACUAUAUGAUAAAGGGGGCGAGCAGGCGAUUAAGGAGGGCGGAGCAGGUGGAGGUUUUGGCUCGCCCAUGGAUAUCUUUGAUAUGUUCUUUGGAGGAGGAGGAAGGAUGCAAAGAGAAAGGAGAGGUAAAAAUGUCGUGCAUCAGCUCUCAGUGACCUUAGAAGACUUAUAUAAUGGUGCAACAAGGAAACUGGCUCUGCAAAAAAAUGUGAUUUGUGACAAAUGUGAAGGCCGAGGUGGUAAGAAAGGAGCAGUAGAGUGCUGUCCCAACUGCCGGGGGACUGGCAUGCAGAUCAGGAUUCAUCAGAUUGGACCAGGAAUGGUUCAGCAAAUUCAGUCAGUGUGCAUGGAGUGCCAGGGUCAUGGAGAACGCAUCAGUCCUAAAGACAGAUGUAAAAGCUGCAAUGGAAGAAAGAUAGUUCGAGAGAAGAAAAUUUUAGAAGUUCAUAUUGAUAAAGGCAUGAAAGAUGGUCAGAAGAUAACAUUCCACGGUGAAGGAGACCAAGAACCAGGACUGGAGCCAGGAGAUAUUAUCAUUGUGUUAGAUCAGAAGGACCAUGCUGUUUUUACAAGGCGAGGAGAAGACCUUUUCAUGUGUAUGGACAUACAGCUGGUUGAAGCAUUGUGUGGCUUCCAAAAGCCAAUAUCUACUCUUGACAACCGAACCAUAGUCAUCACCUCUCAUCCAGGUCAGAUUGUCAAGCAUGGGGAUAUAAAAUGUGUGCUAAAUGAAGGUAUGCCAAUAUACCGUCGGCCAUAUGAAAAGGGACGUCUAAUCAUUGAGUUUAAGGUAAACUUUCCUGAAAAUGGCUUUCUCUCUCCUGAUAAACUCUCUUUGCUGGAAAAACUCCUUCCUGAAAGGAAGGAAGUAGAAGAGACUGAUGAAAUGGAUCAGGUAGAACUGGUGGACUUUGAUCCAAAUCAGGAAAGACGGCGUCAUUAUAAUGGAGAAGCGUAUGAGGAUGAUGAGCAUCACCCCAGAGGUGGCGUUCAGUGUCAGACCUCUUAAUGGGCCAGUCACUCUUUGACCUUGUGUAUGCAGUAGUGAAUGUGGGAAGGACUGUAAUCAUAAUAUGCUCACUACUUGGCUGUUGUUUUUGUUUUAAUAUUCAACUAUAGUAGUGUUUUAAAAGUUAAAUGAAGAAUAAACACAAAUAUAAAAGCUCUGACUUUGCCCUGUAUGUAUGAUGACUUUAAUGUUCAAGAUGAAAAUGAAUACUUGUAAAAAACUAGUUUAAAAAAUGCCCUAGCAUCUGUUAGGCCAUAUCUUGUGUAACUGAUAAUAGCGUGUACAUUAGACUGAC
Messenger RNA from Rattus norvegicus (Norway rat), 1610 nucleotides. RefSeq names its product DnaJ heat shock protein family (Hsp40) member A1 (gene Dnaja1). The record is from RefSeq and is marked provisional. Gene Ontology annotation, biological process: negative regulation of nitrosative stress-induced intrinsic apoptotic signaling pathway; positive regulation of apoptotic process; negative regulation of protein localization to mitochondrion. Gene Ontology annotation, molecular function: low-density lipoprotein particle receptor binding; C3HC4-type RING finger domain binding; ATP binding. Lineage: Eukaryota; Metazoa; Chordata; Mammalia; Rodentia; Muridae. Bases 122 to 1315 code for a protein of 397 amino acids. Gene Ontology annotation, cellular component: cytoplasm; cytosol; nucleus. The transcript is spliced from 9 exons.